AUGAGCUACAUCUUAGUUACUGGAGGAGCUGGCUACAUCGGCUCACAUACCGUCAUCGAACUCGUCAACCACGGUUACAAGGUUGUGAUUGUGGACAAUUUGUGUAACUCGAGCUACGAUGCGGUCGCCAGAAUCGAGUACAUUGUCAAACAACAUGUCCCAUUUUUCAACGUCGAUUUGAGAGACUCUGAUGCGUUGGACAAGGUGUUCAAGCAGUACGAUAUCCAGGGAGUCAUCCACUUUGCUGCCUUGAAGGCCGUCGGAGAAUCAACCAAAAUCCCAUUGCAGUACUACGAUAAUAAUAUCGGAGGCACCAUCUCAUUGUUAAAUGUGAUGAAGGCCAACUCCGUCAAGACCGUGGUAUUUUCGUCGUCGGCCACCGUCUACGGCGAUGCUACCCGGUUCGAAAACAUGAUCCCCAUUCCCGAGCACUGUCCUAACGAUCCUACCAAUCCCUACGGGAAAACCAAGUACAUGAUUGAACAGAUCUUGAAAGACAUCCACACCGCCGACAACCAGUGGAGAUCGGCGAUUUUACGGUACUUCAACCCCAUUGGUGCCCAUCCUUCGGGUCUCCUUGGAGAGGAUCCUUUGGGAAUCCCAAAUAAUUUGUUGCCAUACUUGGCCCAGGUCGCAAUCGGCAGAAGAGACAAGUUGUCUAUCUUUGGAAACGACUACGACUCGCACGACGGGACUCCAAUCCGGGACUACAUUCACGUGGUGGACUUGGCCAAGGGCCACAUCUCUGCAUUGAACUACUUGAACAAGUUGGAAACUGGAGAAGGGUUAUUCAGAGAAUGGAACUUGGGAACCGGUAAAGGGUCCACUGUAUUCGAUGUGUACCACGCCUUUUGCAAGGCCGUGGGCCGGGAGUUACCGUACGAGGUAGCAGGAAGACGGGGCGGUGAUGUGUUGAACUUGACCGCCAAUGCCACCCGAGCUAACACUGAAUUGAAGUGGGAGGCAACUCUUUCGGUGGAAGAUGCCUGUAAAGAUUUGUGGAAAUGGACCACCGAGAAUCCAUUUGGAUUCAACAUCGACAACUACAAGUGGCAGGUGUUCAAUGACGACAAGUCCGACUACUCCAACCGGUUGCAUACGGUUUCCUUUGCCAAUGGGUUCAAGGUUUCGUUGGCGAACAGAGGUGCGCUUCUCCAGAGCGUGGUGAAGAACGGGACCUCGGUGGUGUGUGGAUUCCAAGACCCCAGCCGGUACAUUGAAAAGUCCAACCCAUUUUUUGGUACCACUGUUGGAAGAGUUGCCAACCGUAUUGGUGGUGCCAAGUUUGAGUUAAACGGAAACACCUACCAAUUGGCUGCAAACGAGGGUGCGAACACUUUACACGGAGGUUUCCAUGGAUAUGACAAACAAACGUUUUUUGGUCCCGUGGCCAAGCAGGAAAAGAACGGUGAUAAGGUGGUCAACACCUUCUUGUUCAAGUACGAAGACAAGGAUGGAAACAACGGAUUCCCCGGAGAUGUUGAGUGUGUAAUCAAGUACACGGUCGAUGACGAAUCUGUUGGGAUUGAGUUUAUUGGUUCUCAUUUGGAGACUUCUCCUGCUGAAGCCACUGUGAUCAACUUGACCAACCACUCGUACUUCAAUAUUUCGGGAACCGACUCUACUGAUGGUACCGUGGUUAAGGCCAUCACCAACACUCAGUUGGAAGUGGACGACCUGUUGUUGCCAACCGGUAAGUUUGUACCCACCCAUACAGACAUCACCAAACCUACCAAGAUUGGACCUGAUUGUGCUUUUGACUACUGUUUUGUGGUGAACGAGGCUGGAAGUGGUAUUGACACCAGAUCCGACGAAUUGAAGCCAGUUCUUGAAGCCACUCACCCCAAUACCAACAUCAAGCUUGUUGCUGCUACCACCGACCCGGCCUUCCAGUUGUACACGGGAACUGGUAUUGACACUCCUGGGUUCAAGCCUAGAAGUGGUUUUUGUGUUGAAAAUUCCAGAUUUGUGAAUGCCAUCAACGUUCCAGAAUGGAGAAAACAGGUGAUUGUCAAGAGAGGUGAGACUUACGGAUCUAAAGCCAAGUACACCUUUGUUGACGCUUAG
This is a messenger RNA of Yamadazyma tenuis ATCC 10573, 2067 nucleotides long. It is a transcript of the gene GAL10, whose product is annotated as bifunctional UDP-glucose 4-epimerase/aldose 1-epimerase. NCBI's taxonomy places the organism in Eukaryota, Fungi, Ascomycota, Pichiomycetes, Serinales, Debaryomycetaceae. Gene Ontology annotation, biological process: beta-D-galactose catabolic process via UDP-galactose, Leloir pathway. Gene Ontology annotation, molecular function: UDP-glucose 4-epimerase activity; carbohydrate binding. The record is from RefSeq and is a predicted model, not a curated record. Gene Ontology annotation, cellular component: cytosol.